Rotaria sordida is the source of this 1365-nucleotide messenger RNA. NCBI's taxonomy places the organism in Eukaryota, Metazoa, Rotifera, Eurotatoria, Philodinida, Philodinidae. The record is from the annotation of a GenBank genome assembly.
AUGGAUUCAAGAAUUCUUAGUGUAAUACAUGAAAUUGAUCAUCUAGAAGAAGAUGAUGAAAAUGAAGAUGGAGAAGAAGAAGAAGAAGAACAAAUUACUAAUCAACAUAAUUCACAAACUAUUUCAUCAUCAUCAAAGAAAAACCAAUUAUAUUCGCAAUCUCCAUAUUCAUCAUCAUCAUCUAAUCCACCUGAUCGUAUAUUAAAUCAAAAAUUUCAUAUUGCUGCAUUAACUGGUAAUUUAAAUCUAUUGCAAGAACUUUUAACAAAAUCGCAUUUACCAAUUGAUUGUCGUGAUAAAGAAAAUUCAACAGCAUUAUUAUUAUCAUGUGCGCGUGGACAUUAUUCAUGUGUUGAUUAUCUUUUAAAAAAUGGUGCUGAUCCAAAUGCACGACGUAUAACAGGUGCAUCACCACUUUAUUUUGCUGCAUCAUAUCAUCAUACACGUAUUGUUGAAUUAUUAUUAAAUACACAUAAAGCUGUUGUUGAUUUAUCAACAUUUGAUGGUUCAACAUCAUUACAUGUUGCAUGUGAACGUGGUUUUACUGAUGUUGUACAAUUAUUAAUUAAUUCACAAGCAAAUAUAAAUGCAAAAAUGAAUGAUGGUACAACAGCAAUUAUGUUAGCAUGUCAAAAUGGACAUUUAUCACUUGUAGAUAUGCUUAUAGCAACUGGAAAAUGUAAUGUAUCAAUACAACGUUUAGAUGGUGUUACACCAUUAUUUCUUAUUGUUCAAUAUGGACAAGAAAAAAUAUUUAAUUAUUUUAUUGAUUUUAUUGAUAAUAUUAAAGAUACAAUUGAUUUAGCACGGGAAGAUGGUGCAACACCAUUAUUUAAAGCAUGUCAAAAAGGUUAUAAUUCAUUAGUUAAUAAAUUACUUAAAUUUAAACCUGAUCUUGGUAUACUUAGAAAUGGAGAAUCGUGUUUACAUGCUGCUACAAUGUUUAAUCAUGCUUCAAUUGUUCGUAGUCUUAUUGAUAAUGGUGCUAAUCCAUUAUUAAAUAAUUGGGAAGGUAUGACAGCUGUUGAUUUAGCUAAAGAAGCACAACUUAAAGAUAUACUUGAUAUAUUAAUGAAAUCAUUAGCAACAAAAUUAAGUGAACAUGGUCGACAAUAUUUAUUGCAUAAAAGUACACGACGAAGUGAUGCUGAUUUUAAUUUAGAAUUAAUUGAAAAUGAAGAUGAUGAUGAAUGGAAAUUAUAUAAAAGUUUAAAAUCAGCUGCUGAACUUGAACGUUUAGAAGAAGAAAUUGAACAAAUACCAAUUCUACCUAAUUUACCAGCAACAAAAGGAAAACAAACAAAUACAAGACAACAAAUAUUAUCUAAUAAACCACAUCGUUAUCAUUCAAGACCACUUUCAUAA